AUGUUUACUGGGCUCUGUCUUCAUGUCUUAUUUCUGUGGCUUAGGCUGCUAAUAUGUAGAGAAGAAGAAAUCAACAUAUGGAGUGAUUCUUACCCAUGGAGCUGGAGGAGAUAUGAAUUUCCCUCACUUAGUGUCUUUGGCAGCCUAUCUUGCAUGCCAUGGAGUUCUGUGCCUGCGGUUUACUUGUAAAGGCCUUAACAUUGCUUAUAGGACUAAGGCCUUCAAAACAGUUGUGGAAUACUUAAAGCUUUCUGAUGAUUAUAAACUUUCGGGUGUCUUCCUUGCAGGCCGUUCCAUGGGCUCACGAGCUGCUGCCUCUGUGAUACGUCACCUUAGCCAGGAGGAUGAUGAUGACUUCAUUCAAGGUCUAGUAUGUUUAUCUUACCCGUUGCAUCGACCAAACCUUCAGUCCAAGCUCCGGGAUGAAGAUUUAUUAUUUAUCAGGUGCCCGGUGCUGUUUGUCUCAGGAUCAGCAGAUGAGAUGUGUGAAAAACGAUUGCUUGAAGGUGUGGUAAGCAAAAUGAAGGCCCCUAAAAAAAUCCACUGGAUUGAUAAAGCAAACCAUGGGAUGGCAGUCAAAGGACGAACAGCAGAUGAUGUCAUGGAAGAAAUAAAUACACAAGUUUUUUCUUGGCUUAGAGAGAAUAUUGAACUGGAACCCAAAUGAUUUGCAGUGCUUAAGCAGUAUCUUCAUUUAGCUUUCCCCAAGUGCAGCAAAUUAGAGUUUCUUACUUCUGAGAGAUGUAUUUUUAAAAAACAGAUAUUCAGAAGUCUAAGUUUAAAUGCAAGUAAAACUUUUUUUGUGUGAAU
Tauraco erythrolophus (red-crested turaco) is the source of this 810-nucleotide messenger RNA. The record is from RefSeq and is a predicted model, not a curated record. Lineage: Eukaryota; Metazoa; Chordata; Aves; Musophagiformes; Musophagidae.